Messenger RNA from Cinara cedri, 13659 nucleotides. The record is from the annotation of a GenBank genome assembly. Lineage: Eukaryota; Metazoa; Arthropoda; Insecta; Hemiptera; Aphididae.
UUCGUUUAUUUCUACAGUUUCACAAUUAAUGCUAAGCACGACAGACGGUCAUCAUGUUAUCAAAAAGUUAUUUUAACACGCGUACCUAGUUAAAUAUUAUUAUUGCCUAUACAUAGGUCGCUUUAUAAAAAAUUACCUACAUUCGUGCGUAAUAAUAUUACAGUUAUAGUCAAAUGCGUCGAAUUAUUAUUAAAAUACUCACCGAUAACGAUAUUAGAUAGGUAUAGGUCGCGAUUUUCUAUAAUAAUAAAAAAUAAAAUUGAUUACUUACCUACUAACAGUUUCAAUCGAAAUAAUAUAAUAAAACUUUUUAAACGUGUUCUAUUAAAAUUUUUAAUUAUAUUGGUACCCAUAUUAGAAGAAAAAAAUGAAGACGAUUUUAGUGAUACUUCUAUCGGUUUUUAUCGAUUACUCAUAUUUGACCAGUGAGUUCAAUAUAACAAAAUUAAUAAUAUAAAUAAUUAAAUGUAUAAGUUAGAUAGAUUAUUAUUAAUAAAAAAGUUUUGUUUUUAUAAAAUUGUCAUGUUUAAUAGGAAGCAUAGACACAACUUUAAACUAUUGCUGUGACAUCGGAAACAUAUGGAACGUGGAAAACAAAUCUUGCAACAUCACCCUGUCGUUCCCUUUGCCAAACGUCGCCACUGAACACAAUUCGAUAUGUUUGACCACGGUAGGAGCGUGUUGUUUGCGUUCAUUGAGGUAUGUUUUUAUUAUAAGCUUCUCUUUCUUUUUCUUCUUUUGUAAUAUACACGACCGUUAUAAUAAAAAUCUAACCGUCAAACAUAUUGUUUUCUAUUAUCACACCAUUCUGUGCACCGCAAUUUGAAAAAUGUUCAACGGUUUUACAGCAUAUCAUUUAUGUUCACCUUAUCUUUCCAUCAUCUCAUAUGUGGGAGUCCCAAGAUUAUUUUUCUUCUUGAAAAAUAAUAAAACUUACUCUAGAGCUGCUACUUUCCUUUAAGCAUUAUGAUCAAUCCGCUAUUACCGACUUUUUUUAACUUUUAUGAUUAUAUAUCUGACAUCAGCUGAGUUCUUUGGGUUUUCGAAUUCUUCAUUCUCUUUCUCCGGCAGUAUUUUCAUCCUUGUUUUUUUAAUUAUAACAACUUUUUAAUCCAGCCAACUAGUCGAAAAGUCAUAAAAAAGUUAGAUUCGCAAAACUUGUAGGGAAACGUCGUAACUUUUGAUUUACUUUUUUCCAUCACUAACUUGUAAAUUUACAAUUAAUUUUAAAUUACCCAUCUAUAAUUCUAAACUACUCGAGUCAACGUAUAUUUAUUUACGAGAGUCAACCAUUUUAAUAAUUUUGAUUUUAUUUCAUUAUUUUAAUAUUUUAUAUUUGAAAAACUUAGUUUUUCUUUCAUUAUAAUUUAUAAAUGUAUACUUUAUACCCAUCUACCAAAAAAAAAAAAACAAGUCACUGUAACUUACUCUAGCUACAGUUGCUAUAAAAAAUACUAUGUUGCUAUAAAAAAUCGAUAGGGACUCUCAGUUGAUAAAGAAUAAAUAUUAUUUUCGAAAUAAAAUAUAAUAAAAAGUAAAGAGUAAUAGCUAUAUUUGUUGUUAAACUAUAUAGAGAAACGCGAUGUAACGAGGGUAAGCAGGUCGGGUUAAAUAAUGGAAUAUGCAAUGUAAAAGGCCAACCGGGAAAAAAUCAGGUAGAUUUUAUGGUACGUAUAUAAUAUUACUAUAUUAUACUUAUUAAUUAGUUAUUAGUUGAUGUAUUGUUUUUUGACAUCAUUUUUGUUUUCAAAUUUGUAUACGCUAAUCAGUAUAACUUAUUACAUAAGUAGGUACCUAUGAGGUGUACAUAAAUUAUAUAAAGUACGUGUGGUGAAAUCAAAAAAUGUUAUAAAUAACAAGUUUUAAUAUUUUUUCAUACUGCUGCUGCUUCAAUACUUUAAAAAAUCAUUAUAAUGUACUAUAUUAUUUUUUUAACUAUGUAAAUUAGCUUUUCAUCGUAUAGGUUAUUAUAUAAUUUAUAGUGUACUUAUGGAUAUUAAAAAUACUAGCAUUUGUUUGUAUAAAACGACUAAUACACACGAGUACGUACUCGUGUGUAUAAAUGCAAAACAAUUGUUUUGUAAUAUUUAUUACUCGUGGUAAUAAUAUGAAAUUACCUAAAACACCAGCUAUUUAGAUGAAUAUUAUGAGAACAAAAUAUCUCGACAUAAUAUUUUUAAUUACCUAAUUGUAUACAUACGCCAUCAAAUUCCAAUGUAUAAAUGCAUAAUACCUAUAUUAAAAAUAAAUUCAAUUACCAAAAAAAAGCUCUAAGAAUGAAAACAUAGUGAAAAAUAAUUGUUCACAUCCAGUAACACAAAUUCAAAUAAAUUUGCAAUUAGAAUUUAAUAAAUUUAAUUAAUCAAACGAUUAUGUAAUUAUUGUAAUUGUUUACUACAUAUGACUAAAUUGUAUUAAUACGAGUAUAGAUGUGUUGUGAAAUAUGUAAAAUUGGAAUUGCUGUCGCCUUAACGAAAACGAACUGUCAAUCGAUUCCAUUUUUUUACAAUCAUCAAUGGGGCACAGUGUACCAGUCGUGUUGUAAUUCUGAAGCUAGUAACAAAGAAAAACUAAUUGCGAUCUGUAAGUUAAAUAGUAUUUCUAAUAGAAGAGGUGAAACGAAAUAUUAUGAGAAAGUAUAUACCUCCCGCGAUCUCAUUUUCCUUCAAUAAUUAUAAUAUUAAUGUAUCUUAUAUUAUCUAUAUAUUCAUAACAAAAAUUAUGUAAAUAAUAAUAAUUGUUAAACAAUUAGCCUUAUCCUCUCUCAUGAUCAAUUAAUUUGACCACCGCUGAUUUCUAUAUUCUAUUUCUUCGUUAUCCUUUAUUUAAUACCUAUACAAGUAUUAAAAUAUAUCAUAUAAAUUAAGAUUUUUUUUUCGUUUUCUCAGGGUUAUCCGGGCCACUAGGACUACUCAUCCCGUCACACGUCCAAUUCUUCAAUAUUCUUUCCGUCAGUUACUCUUAAUUUUUAGUCUGAUCCUCUAUUUAGACAUUUCAUAUCACUCCUGUUCAUUGUAUCUUUCCAUUUCAAAUGAGGUUUCCGAGGAGUCUCUUUCCUUUCUGGGUUUGCCACGCAUAAAAGUGUUGUCUGACAUAUUUUAAUUACGAUUGUAUCCAACAUAAUAUGAUUUUCUCUUUCUAGAAGAGUCCCUCUAGCUCGUUGUUCUUCCUUAUUCUCCAUUCACCGUGGUCCUAUUCUCUUGAACUGAUCCGAAUAUUUCCCUUCAUGCAACAAAUAAAUUUUCUUUUUAUCCAAUUUCUUUAAUAGUCAUCGGCACAAACACACCCGAAGGGGGGGGCCAGGGGAGCCAUAGCACCGCUAUUUUUAUAACUUUAAAAAUUAGGGUUACAAAAAUAAAGAAAACGUAACAAUUAAGAAUACAUAAUUUUAAAAAGUUUUUAUAAAAGUCAUUUAUUUGAAAAAAUAUGUAUUUCACGGAAAAUUUGACUGUAACAUGAAAUUUGUAAGAUCCUGUACAUAAUUUUUAAAAUUUUUUUGAUUAUAGAUAAAAAUCCUUGUAUCGAUGGAACGCAUGAUUGCAAAGUCACCGAAAAAUGUAUAACUACACCAAACGGAUUUGAAUGCCAGUCUCAACAAUCGCCGUCGCCGCUGUUGAUGUUUCCCAAGAAUGUUAUAUUAAAUAAAAACAAACAAAAUUGUAGUAUAGGAUAUGAAUUCGAUUCGUUUGAAAAACAGUGUAAAGGUCGGUGUAACUUUGAUUAUUCGUAUUUUAGAUUUGGAGCCUAGCAAUGAAUGUAUUGAUUUUACAAUGAUGUUCGUUUAUUUUUAUUUAUAAGAAACUUUUCUACCAGAAAUCUUUAUCCAAUGUAUCAAGUAUAGCACUUUUUCUGAAGGGAAAUUGUACCUACCUGAUGCUUAGGAAAGUCAUUUUUUGAUUGUCCAAUCGGUUUUCAAAAUAAUUGCACAAUACCGGAGAAAAAACGUAGGAAAACGGUAAAAUGUAUGCUUUUAUUAUUUUAGAUUCUGAAUAGAGCGAAGAAGUUUAUGGUUUUGCAAAGAUGUUUAUUAUUAUUGCGUUUUUUUUCUUCAUUGCGCUCCAAUUUCUAAUGAUAACAACGUUUCUAAAAGGAAAUCCGACUGGGGGGAUACUUUAGAGAGAUCAUUUUUCGAUUUUAUCAGGAAUUUUUCCAGCAAAUGUGAAAAACUGGAAAAAAAACCACGGGAAAACCGAGAAAAACAUAGGAAAACCGGGGAAAUCGGUACAACAUUAAAAAAAUAUUAUUAAAGAAAAUAUAUAAAGCCUAUUUAAUUAUUUUACUAUAAUAUGGUAUAUAUAUAUUGUUUACAAUGCAUCACUAUCAAAUCCACUCAGAAUCGUUUUUUUUAUAAGCAAUGGUUUUUUGUUGCUUACAGGUAUACAUUAAAUUACCAACAACAGUAGCUGCAUCCGUUCCCAUUAUUCUAGGACGUCUUUUUAAUUUUUUUUUUUUUGUGUCGUAGUUAAAAAUAUUCGUAGAUUUGACAUUUUGACAAAUAACUCAUAUUUGCCUUUUCUAGACGCGGUAAAUGGUAGUUUUUUAAUUUUAAGUUUUAGUUUGGUAAUUGGUAGGUACACAGUACACAGCUGUAGGAAAAUUUUUCGACUCAACUAAAAGGCAUACAAAUUUAACAGAAAGUCCAUUAUAAGUCGUACUUAAUUGUAAAAAAAAAAAAAAAACGGACCCGACCGUCUCGCCACUGUACCGACUCGGCGGCUUGCCGACUCCGCCGCACCGUCUGGCCGACGUACUAUCACGCCGCCGCCUCACUCGUGUUCAAUUCACCACUUUAUAUGUACAGUAUACACACUAUAUUGCGAGAUUAUUCUUUUUCGUUUAAAACCUUUAACCAUAACUCAGUUGUUUUUCAAGGCACAUUGGUAAGAUCUUCAUUAGUAUAUAUUAGGCUGGUUCUUAUUUAUGAACUUUGAAAAUUUCAAUGGGCUACCCCGCCAUUUUGAUCGUUAUUAUAAAAAAAAUUUUUAAUAGAAUUUGGUUUUGAUAACUCACUCCUUUCACGUGUCGCAAGGUGGUUGAAAAAUGACCAAAUUGCGUAGUUUUAUGGUUUUUUGAGUUUAAGUGAAAAACUAUUGCAUUUAUCGUAAAACUGUUCAUUAACUUUUAAAUAGAUCUUUAAUUGCCUAUAAACAAUCUUUUAAACAUUUGUCGAUAAAAUCGUUAUUAUCCAAGGAAAUUCAUAUUAUUCACAGAUUUAAAUAAUAUACGCAUAUUGCACAUAUCUAUAUACUCUCUUCGAAUAAUCUUAAUUUAUAAUAAUUGUUAUUUUUCAAUUUAAUUAAAAUUAAUUUUUAUUUUUUAGAUUGCAUAUUGUUUUAAAUCUUUUAAAUUACUCUGUUUCACGUUUUUACGGCUAUUUAGUGUUUUAUGUUUUAAACUUCACUGUUUCAGCUUUUUAUUUGAAUGACUGUUGCUUUAUUUCUCUCUCAAAAUGAGUAACAAUAAUUUACUCGUUUUCAUUUGAUAUUUGUAUACAAUAUUAGGUGUAGGUGUUAUAAUCAAUCAAGGCUUGGUUAGUGUGACCAGAUCCGAUUUAGACAGAACGGUACCCACUUUUUAAGGAACACCCCGUUAAAUUUUUAAGUCUUGUCGAGACGAUAAAAUGUACCGAUUUUCAUUAAACAUUACACUUUUAUUCCGAUUCCAUAAUUAUUGCAAAUAGUAUCAUUAGUGUGGCGGUACGACGCGCGGCGUGUUAAUAAUGCAUCACUUCUCUCCUUCAACUUAAAAUUAAAAGUAGUAUAUCUCGUAAACGACUUCACGAAAAUCAAAAAUUUCAACACUAAAAUUUAUUUCAAUUAAUAUUCAAUCUAUUUAUGGGCUUUUUAAUAUAGAUUUCCAUUUAAAAAUCAAAAGUAAGUAGUGGUUUCAUCCCUAAAAAUAAUGAUGACAACAAAUAACACGAAUAUAAAAUUGUGAAGUAGCUCGUUUCUUAAGUGUUCUAGAAAACAGAUUUCGGAAAAAGUUAAUACUUUCUGAGAUAAUGAGUGUACACAUUUAAAUGAAUCACUUGGUAAUGUGCUCGACGAUAUAUAUAAAGAACUUCCCUUCGACCUUUUUCACUAAUAAGUACGAACUAUAUAGUCAAUAUUACAGAAUCAUUUACAGCAUGUUUUUCACAUAACUUGCAAAAAGCACCAUAACGUUGAACAUCAAAAUAAAGCCAUGGAAAAUCAUUUUCCCAAUUUUUAUUAAAAAAAACCUUUUUUCUUUACUUUUUUUGAAGAGGUAGUCGUAGGCGAUGAUAAGCAAUCUACCUAAAUCCGUGUCAUGAUGAGAAUCUUGGGACUUUGAAGUUUUUUGUAAAAAAUAAUCUGUUAUGGUUCUUUUAGACAUUUUUGUUACGAAACAACACAUAGGUACAAAUGAUAAAGCAGAACUGAUUAAACUUAUUAUUUGAUUUCCACGUAUCGUGACAAUAGAAACGUAGUUCUAGAUUAUAUCAUAAUCCAGUCGUCAUCAUAAAUUGUAAUUCGUAAUUAUUAUUUUUCGUUAUCUUAUAAAUACUAUAAUUUUGGAAAAGUCAGACUGAAAUAGUACCUAAACGGGCUAUACGGUAUAAAAACAUUGAUAAAAAUUAAUUAUAUUUUAUUGAACACCAUAGUAGGUGAGGUAAUCGUAACAACAUUAUACAUUUGCUCCCAUUUGCCCCUCAAAAAUUGAAAAAUAACACAAAAAAUCUUAAAUACUUCAAUUAUGCAUAAAAUAUCAAUAUAAAAUUUCAUAUUUGGAGUCCCUGGCGCAUAAAAUUAAUAUAAGUUCACUUUGCUAUUUUUAUCUGUAUCCUAUAAUAAUUAGUAAAUGCUUUAAAAUCCGAGCCGUGGUUAUACCUGUAACAUAAGUUUACUAUUUGGUAUUUAUUAGUUGACUUCAAUGAUGUAUUUAAUAUAAUAACAUAACUAUUUCGUAUAAGUUCACACACACACACAUACACACACACACACACACACACGCACAGAUAUUAUGCACACAUGUAGUGUUAGUAAGAUAUUUCAUUUUUGAUUGUAUAAUAUUCGCCUUCUUCCCCGUAAUAUAAAUUUGAAUCCGCCCCUGUAACAUCUACUUUUAAAGUACUUAGGCAUUCAUUUAUAGAAAACUAACUUUUGCAUACGUGUGUGAGAGAGACACAAAAUUAAUCCCUCUGGAAUUUGUUUUCGCGCAUCUAUGUCACUGCCAUUCAAUAGUUUACUAUUACUUAUACGUUUUUUUCACCUGUCCGAGUUUUUUUUCGAACACUAAAACCAUGUUUUUGUCCACGCCGUCACCGUGACUAAAAUUUGGAGCUCCCCAUCAUCGAUCACCGACGACGACGCGUUCACUUCCACAAUAGUUUCGUUUUCUCUCCUUCAUUUACCUUUAAUCCCAUUUACGAUUUUUUCUCCACCAACACGUUAUCACUUUACAUCCUUCAUCAUCACGUCGUUUCUUCAUCAAUCAAUGCCCUCGUAUAAUAUCCCCCCUUAUUUUGUAGUAUUAAUAUCCACUAGCCAAUUUUCACACCGAAUAUUUCUGCAUGUUAUAUUAUAAUGCAGGGUGUCCUACAGUAUUAUCCAAAUACUAAUAACUGUCCAUACAUAUAUUUAUUUUUGUUUCAAUCGGAUUUCGUGUCAGGAAAAAUUAAAGCCGAUAUAACUAAGAAACUAUUAUUUGGAUAUGAAGGUAUGAAUGGUAUGAUGAUUAUGAUACGUUCAAAUUUUUAGAAUAAUAUAUUUUGAAAAAAUAAAAUAAUUUUUUUUAGUAAUUAAGGGGUGAAAAUAAAAAAAUAGCAUUUUUUUCUACAUUUGUAUCUCCCGACACAAAAUCCGAUUGAAAAAAAAAUGAACAUUGACAGUUAUUAGUAUAAUAACUUAUUAACAUUCAGAUAACAAUGUAGGACAACUUGUAUAUUUGCACUUUUCAUUCAAAUGGUAUUAGUUAUUACAGAUUCGACCGCAAUUUUAUGUUAGAUUUUUCACAAUUUUGAAAUUAUUGUUAGUAAAAAUAUACAUGUCUUUAAUUUUUGAGACAUUUUAUAGACAAUAAAAAUUUCAAUGAUAAUAAUAAAGACAAAAAAUAUAAAAUUUAAAACAAAUAUACACUCAAAUAAAUUUAUUUGGCUCAUUUUUUUCUUUUAUAGAUAUCAACGAAUGUAUAAAACGGCCGUGUGAUAUAAAUGAACUAUGUGAAAAUACAAAUGGAAGUUUUAAAUGUCAUUGCAAAAAUGGGUUUCAAUUGGACCAAGUAACUAAUGCUUGCACAGGUAAUAAGUUAGUUACAGGUAAAAAGAAGUAGGUUUUUGACGUUUUCGGGUUAUAAUAUUAUGCUUAAAACACACGACUUCACAAUAAUUUUUAACCGAAUAACAAUAAAAACCUAAAUAUCGUACACUUUGUCGUAUUUUUUACGUUUUUUCUGGGUUUUCGUAAUUAUAAGGAAAAAUAUACGGGGAAUAAAAUAACGAUUUGCUUUUUUACAAACUAGACAAAAUUUUCUUUCAGAAAAUAUGCUUUUCUUGAAAUUUGGAUAAAUAUUUCUGGUAGAAAAAUAUGACUUUACAAAUUUUAUAUAAUGAAAUCGUUGCGCUGUAAUUUUUCCAAAAUUAUUGUGAAAACUACUUUGGAUACAAAAAAACGGCUUUCUUAAAUAUAUUAAAAGGAAAAAUAUCGUUUUUUUCUCAUUUUUUUAUUUGAGCAAUAUUUCUGGUAGAAAAUUUAGUUUGAAAAAAUUAAAAACAAUGAAUUCAGUAAUGCCAAGCAUUAAAUAUUUGCCGUUUUAUGAUUUUCUUUCCGGUUUUUCACAAUUAUUUCGAAAACCCUAUGGAAAAUUAAAAAAAUGGUUUGUUUAAUGCACUAACUAGACAAAACAUUGGAGCAAUAUUUCUGGUAGAAAAGUUAUUUACAUGUAGAAAAUUAACAAAAACACAUAUUAUAGUAGAACCAUUGUAAAAAUUAUCAUAUAGUAGAAUCUAUAAUAAAUAUUAUUUAUUAUGUAGGUAAAAAGUUAGUUUGUAGUGGGUACCUAGCGUUAUUAGUGUUUUCGAAAAUUAGUUAUUUCUGAAUUAUUUAAUUAUAUUUAAAAAUUUGUAUGGGGGUGUGGAAGACAAUGUCCCCCCCACGGGUUGGGUUGUGUUUAAUAAUUGAAAGGGACACUAAUGUGUUAUGUUUCCCCUUUUGUUUUUUCAACUCUAGCACUGCAUCUAAGUAAACCAAUCGGAAGGCUGAAGACGAGUGUAUUAAGUACUUAUAUAUUAAAUUAUGAAAUUAUAAAAUUAUUAAACAUUUAAAGCUAAAGUAUAAUAAAAUGAAUAGGGUUUGUUUCAUAUUUAUCUAAUUUGAAGAUCGAUAGCUUAGGCAAAUAUUGGUAUUAAUCUUAAUUUAUUUAUUAUAAUUACGUUCGAAUAUUUAAUAAUUCUAUAAUUUCAUAAUAUAUAUAUACAUAUAUAUAUAAUCAUGUAUACAAUUUAUCAUUAUUUCUAAAAUAUUAUUAGUACCUAUCUAGUAAAUUAGUGUUAUAUUAUUUUAGUAAAACAAAAAAUAUGUAGGCCAUUGUAUGUACUAAAACGAUAUGCCUAUACCUAUAGGAUAAAUCUCCAAUAACUGUAUAUAUGUUACAGUUAAAAUCCGAAAUCUGUCAAAAUUAGUUUUAACUACAGAUUUAAAUAAGUCAGUAAAAACUAGUUUUUACUGAAACGUAUAUAUUCCAACCUGCACUACCUAAAACGUAUGUAAUUACAUGUAAUCUAUAAAUAUUACUUCAUAAAUUCGACUGGCCGGCUAUCAAUUCAAUUAAAAUAACUUUAACCAGUCGUCCAUCAGAUCACUUUUAGAUAUGAUAACUUAUUAUAAACGAUUAUACCUAAUAGAUAAUAAUAAUAAUUCGGCUGCUGUAGCUUUGGUCUCCGUAUUUUCAGUUUUGCCAGUUCGUUAGUCUUCGUUGUAGUUGUUGUGCCUACGUGUGUGUUUGUCACCCGCAACUAGUUUAAGCUAUCAAAAUAAAAAUUAAAUAAUUUUACUAGAUAGUUCUAGUUUUUACCAAUAUAUUUCAGACUCAAGUAGUUCGAAUUAAACAAAAAUAAGUCAAAUAUAGUUUUACCAGUAAAGUUCUUAGUUAAAACUAGUUUUGACAGAUUUCGGGUUUUAACUGUAAUAUAUAUAUAUAUAUAUAUAUUGUAUAUGAAACAUACAAAAUAAAAAAAAAAAUUGGUAGGUACACAUUUAGAUAAAAGUCCUACUUUAAUAUCUAAUUGACGGCUCGGCACCAGAGGAUCACGUAUCAACCAAAAAUGGAUUUUUUUUUUUUUUUUUAACACAUAUUAAGCUAUAUUUUUAAACAAUUUCUAUUAAUCAAUCUCCAGAAAAAAAUGCAUUUGGUUUACACAUUCCUCUGGUUUCAAGCCUACAAUAAAACGCAAAUUAUACCUAUGUGUACGUAUAAAAAUAUUAUCUUAUAUAUUUAAUAUGUGUACCAUUUCACAUUUCAGAUAUAAACGAAUGUCAAUUGAACACACACACGUGCCAAGAGUUUCAGCGGUGUGAUAACACAAUCGGUUCGUAUCAAUGUGUCCGAAUCACCGGAUGCGGAACCGGGUACACGCUUGACGUCGAAUCCGCUUUAUGCAUAGGUCAGAAUAAAAUCAUUGUGAAUUAUUAUACGAUUAAAGCUGUCCUACAAAAAUAUAUUAUAUUAUGUAGGUGCCUUUUGUAGAAAUCACAGGACAACGUCAUUUGUAUUAGUCAAUAUUAUAGGCAUGUGACAUCGUUUUCAAAUCGGAUUUCCGUGCAAUGCGUAGUUUGUGUUCCAAUUUCCGAGACACAAUUAAUGCAUAUUGCAUAUACUACUGUUAUCUAUUUCAAUAUUUAUUUCCGUUUUGCCAGACACAAACGACAAAAUAUUCUAAUAUUAUCAUCAAUGUUGGUAAUUUAAAUCGGUGCGCUGCGCCGCACCGGCAGUAACGUGGCCAAAUAAAAAAAAAUCUAUUGCUGCGCGAUAAUUUCGUCCGUCAAACCAAUCAACCAAUUAAUUAUUAUAAUUUUUCUAUUUUUUUAGAUUCUGAUUAGAGCUAGUUAUGUAAUGGUUUUAUUAUGGUGUGUUUUUUUUAUUAAAUUUGUAACGUAGUGAGUAUUUUUUGAUUUUCUAAUCAAAGCGGUUUUCAUAAUUAUUGAGAAAAUACGAGAAUAAAUGUAGGAAAAACGGGACAAACCGUAAAUAUUACGGCCUUUCAAAAUAACCGAACUCCCCUCAGAAUCGUUUUUCUCCUCUAACAAAUUUCUCCUCUACCUUUCUAACUUCUCACCUCCAACAGUGAUCCAGCCAUUGUGCGAAAUAUGUCGUCUAUUUUUGUAUCCGUAAGCAAUUUUUCGGCCAGAAAACUUACUCUAAUCGAAAAAUGUUAAAAGACCCUUUAGUUGCAUUUUGAAUCUAGUUGGUUAGAAAAUUAAGUCAUUUUUUAAUUUCUAUUUUAGUUUUCCUAAUAAUUGAUCAAAAUCGGGAAAAACCGAAAAAAGAAUAGGAAAGUUUAUGAAAAUGUCAGUUAAAAAUAUUUGUUGAAACUUGACAUAUUGAGAGGUACUUUGUAUAUACUAGGUACUUUAUGGAAGUAAAUUGUAAUUGUCCCAUUUUUAAUGUAUUAUUUUAAAUUUCGUGUUUCUGUUGUAGUUUAGUUUAAAAUAUUCGUACUCGGAAUUUUGACAAAAAUUUAUAUUUGCUUUUUCUAGAUGUGGUAAAAUUUGUAUAAACUUUGGCGAGUUUUAAGAUAUUUAUAGGUAUUUUAUGUUUGCAAAUUUUUUACGUAGUUUUUAUUUGGUAGAUAUUGUGUAGAUAUAAUUAUUUGACCAAAUAAAAAUAUUUGACAAUUUAACUGGAGAUUCAUUGUAAGUUGUACUUAAUGGUAAAACAAAAGUAUAAGUGUAAUGAAGUAAUUUUUUUUUUAAUGGUUUUAAGAUCAAAUUUUGAUAAAAAUCUUAAAUAUGAUGGCUUUUCAAAUCAUGUACAAACGAACUUCGUUUAGAAUCGUUUUUCGUAGGCCAUGAUUUUUUGUUGCUUAUAUAUUUAAAUUAAAUAACUUAUAUUUAUCCUAUCUUCCGAAUUUUCCUCCUACAGCAGUAGCACACCCGUUAACAGUAUCAGUUCUCUUCUUAGUGGUUGUCAACAACUUUUCUACGAAAAAUGUUGCUCCUGUCAAAAAAUGACAAAAAACUUUUUAUUUAAUUUUGGGUACAUUUGGUUCAACUAGUCGGUCAUUUUAUGAUUUUUCAAGAGUUUUUAAAUGAGUUGGAAAAACCCGAAAAACAACGUGUAGGAAACAUGGAUAGAUAUUUACAGCGUUAACGAUUUCAUUCCCAAUUUCAAAAGAGUAACAUCUACUCUUCUUUUUUAAAAGAAAAUUUUUCUAGUUAGUGUGUAAGACUGAGUUCUUUUUCUAUGUAAUCAAUCAUUAAAUUUAUAUUUUGAUAUUUUAUUAUUUUUUAAACUAUUUUGUUAUACUGAGUAAUAAUAUGAUAAUAAUAAUUUUGAGUGAAAAAGUUUUUAUUUUUACGAAGAUGUGUUUUUUUUCUCGGUUAGCAAAAUGUCCCAAAUUGUUUCUAUUGUCGUAUUUUACUUCAUACAGAAUUACACUCCACUAGAAAUGGAAUUCAUCCAUUGCUACUCUAGUGGUGGACUAAACUCAAAAUGAAGAGGAUACAUGCGAAUAUCACGUCCUCGAGUACCUAGAGUAAAAAAUGUGUUUUUCUCUAUAAUCCGGUUGUUUACAGAUGACGACGAAUGUCUGUUGAAGACGGAUACUUGCGGCGCUUUGGGUCCGGACUGGGUAUGUAGAAAUACACAAGGUUCAUUCCGAUGCGAGAAGAAACGGUGUCUGGGACAAAAUUGCCGAGUCCAAAGCGGAAAUAAUAUUUACAACAAUAUAAACGUCACUCAAGUGGCCACGAAAUGUUUACGAGGCUUCAAAACGGACAACUACAACAAAUGCAUAGGUAUAUAAUAUUGAUCACGUCAGUUAUACCUAAUAUCCGAUGGUUAAAGAGAAAAAACUUAGAAAAUACUAAUUUUAAUAAUUCGAUGACAAUAAUUUAUUUAUUUUUUUUUCUGUUUUUCCUUCCAUAAUACUUCAUAUAUAGACAUCAACGAAUGCCUCGUGUCUAAUAGAUGUCUGAAAAAUGAAAUAUGCGUCAACACGAACGGAAGUUACUACUGUUUGCCCAAGUCGAGAAUUACCGCACUAUGAAAGAGAACCUAGCGGUACCGCUGGAAAAUAAAAUACUUAACUACUCGUACUUACAUCUACAUAAGUUUCACUAAAGUUAUUAUCAAAUAAUUAACACAAUAAAAAUGUGUGUACCUAUAAUUAUUGUGUAUAUAUAUAUAUAUUGUUUAUAAUAUAUAACAUAUAGUAUAUUCUACGUUUAACUGCAAGAAUUGUUUAUUUGAGAACUUCAAAACCGUGAUAAUCACUCGAAAUUCGAACUUAUAAUAUAUUUUAGAAAACAAUGUCAUCAUACAAUUUUUCAUUUUCCGAAAAAAGUCUACCUAUUCCACGCAUAAAUGGAAAAUCUAACGAGUAUUUACUAUACUAAUAUAUGGUAAUAAAUUAAACUAACAAAUAAAGCAAGAUUUCUGGUAGAAUUUUUGUACACAGUAUAAAUAAAUAAAUAAUAAAUAAAC